This is a messenger RNA of Cercopithifilaria johnstoni, 369 nucleotides long. NCBI's taxonomy places the organism in Eukaryota, Metazoa, Nematoda, Chromadorea, Rhabditida, Onchocercidae. The record is from the annotation of a GenBank genome assembly.
AUGUAUACAUCAGAAGCAGUCCAAUAUCAGCAGCAACAGAAGCAAGAACAUCAUUCAUGUUUUCCAACAUGUAAAACACCGGAUAAACGUGACUUCAUGGAUUCGAAUCCACCACGAACAACCGAUGAUUUCUAUCGUCACUAUGAUCCAUGGAUUGGAAUUGGAACAGCAAUGAUUCUGGCCUUAUUCUUUAUUCUAAUUGCAUUUAAAACCUUUAUGACAUGGCUUUUUCGUAAGAUUACCAUUUGGCGGUAUCGAUAUCAAAAGUAUCAAAAGCAACAAAAGAUGGAUAAGAAUUUGAUUAAUCAUGCCACUGAAUCGGCAACGACUACUCAAAUUAUUGACAAUGGACAUAUCAUCGUUAGCUAA